GUUUACGUUGUUUGGCGCGGAACUUCGGACCAGACCUGGCCGUGUGUUAUUACCGUGCUUCAGCUGUUCGCGCAGUUUAUAGUUAUAACUGUGUAAUUAAAUAACAAGUUAAUUUGCAUGCAUUAUUAACACCACCCGCUGAGGUGAUGCUGCGGCGGUGCCGUUACUGUAAAGUUAGCAUGCUGAGCUAACCGGCUAACUCUCAGAGAGUUUCUUUUGUUUGUUCUGUUUCAGUUUUUUCUGCUUGUACAAGUCAAACUCGAGGACCGUGUUGAGGCGCUGACAUUAACAAAGCUGCACGUAGAUAUCGGUUGAAUAUGAGCUGAGAAUGGCAGGACGAGGGCGCGGCAGAGGGAGAGCUCAGCUCAGUUUUCCUGUGGAGGCAGUGGGAAUAGGCAAAGGAGAGAACCUUCCACCUUCCACUGUCCAGCCAACACCACUGUUUCCUCCUUUGGAGCACAAGCCAGUGCCAUUACAGACAGGAGAAGAAGCAGAAUAUAUGCUAGCUCUGAAGCAGGAGUUCAGAGGAGCCAUGAAGACUCUGCCUUUCUACAUACGACCUGCUGCACCCAAAAAAGAUGUGGAGCGUUACUCUGACAAAUACCAGAAUUUGGAACCAUCUGACAACACCAUUGAAUGGAGCCCAGACUGGAAGCGCUUACCGAAGGAGCUGCGUGUGCGGGUGAAAAGGCCUCCGAGUGAGAGAAGCUCAGUCAUUUCCAAAAGCAGCAAACAGCCACAAGUGGACAAAGAGAUCAUCCGCAAACUGGAGACGCUGGAGAAAAAAGAGCAGGUGGUGAGUUCCGAUGAAGAAGAGGGCGAGAAGAAAAAAACAGAGGAUGAAGAAGCAGAAGGGGAGGAGGAGUAUGAUGAGGAGGAGUUUGAAGAGGAGACGGACUACAUCAUGUCAUAUUUUGACAAUGGUGAGGAUUUCGGUGCAGACAGUGAUGACAAUAUGGACGAGGCUGUUUACUGAUGCCGAACUGCAAAGCCACAAAUGAUAAGCUGAGUGAAUCUGAAUCCUCCAUGCAUUAAGGACUGGCUGGAUGUCUGAUGAUUCCUUUGGGCAGCUGAGUUUGUUAUACAGAAAUUCAUGGACUUCCCUUCACCACAAAAUUGGAUAAGAUAUCCAUUCGACAGCUUUUAUAAGUGAAGUGCAAAAAUCCUGAAACGCUGUAAAAUAUAAUCAACUUUAGUCUUUUAGUUGAUUUUUUUACUUAAGUGCCCACUUGGGGAAAAAAAAAAAAAAAAAAAUGUUAUAAAUGUAAUUAGCCAGGUUCAUGAAAAUGGAACAGAAAUCCAUUACCUUGUUUGAAUGAAUUGGUUGAAUUUAACACGAUGUUAAUAUAAAGUAAGAAAAGAUUUUAUUCCAUACCACAGAUUUGACCAAUCAUAUACAGUAUAAGACUGAGAUUUUCCAGUGUAUGAAAAUACAUACAGUACAUUAUUAAUGUGCUAGAAGCAAAUUGUAGCCAGGUAGGCUGAUAUCUGUAUGUUGUUUCUCAUUAAUAGUGACCUUUUGAACUAGUUUUAUCAUUUUUAUUGUAAUUUUAGCUAUUACACAGGAACAAGAAGCACACUUUAUAUACAUUUUAAAGUUUUAUACAAUGUGAAUACAAUUUGAAUAUUAAAACGUGUAGCAAUUUGGUAACAUCUGGGCUGAUUACUGAGUACAAUCAGUAGCUGAUUCCAAUACAACAAGUAAUAAGUUUGAGAUAGUGUGAUUGUUUUUCUUGCUGUAUUAGUAAUAAACACCUGUGUAUCAGUUAACCUAAACUUCCAUCCAUCCAUCAUCUGUAGCCGCUUAUCCUGUGCAGGGUCGCAGGCAAGCUGGAGCCUAUCCCAGCUGACUAUGGGUGAGAGGCGGGGUACACCCUGGACAAGUCGCCGGGUCAUCACAGGGCUGAUACAUAGACACAGACAACCAUUCACACUCACAUUCACACCUACGGUCAAUUUAGAGUCACCAGUUAGCCUAACCUGCAUGUCUUUGGACUGUGGGGGAAACCGGAGCACCCGGAGGAAACCCACGCGGACACGGGGAGAACAUGCAAACUCCACACAGCCACACCCCAAAAUCUAGUGGAAAGCCUUCCCAGAAGAGUAGAGGCUGUUAUAACACCAGAGGGGGAAUAAAUCUGGAAUGGGAUGUUUAAAAAGUAUGUGAUGGUCAGGUAUCCACAAACUUUUGACCGCAUAGUGUAUAUUAUACGCUAUUAUGCAUAUAGGACACUUUUGCAAUGGAAUAAAAACAUGUAUUCUGUU
Messenger RNA from Neoarius graeffei (lesser salmon catfish), 2265 nucleotides. RefSeq names its product RNA polymerase III subunit GL b (gene polr3glb). Gene Ontology annotation, cellular component: RNA polymerase III complex. The record is from RefSeq and is a predicted model, not a curated record. Bases 329 to 976 code for a protein of 215 amino acids. The transcript is spliced from 8 exons. NCBI's taxonomy places the organism in Eukaryota, Metazoa, Chordata, Actinopteri, Siluriformes, Ariidae. Gene Ontology annotation, biological process: transcription by RNA polymerase III.